Messenger RNA from Elephantulus edwardii (Cape elephant shrew), 855 nucleotides. RefSeq names its product ribonuclease P/MRP 38kDa subunit (gene RPP38). Lineage: Eukaryota; Metazoa; Chordata; Mammalia; Macroscelidea; Macroscelididae. Gene Ontology annotation, cellular component: fibrillar center; nucleolar ribonuclease P complex; ribonuclease MRP complex. The record is from RefSeq and is a predicted model, not a curated record. Gene Ontology annotation, biological process: tRNA 5'-leader removal. The transcript has a single exon. Gene Ontology annotation, molecular function: ribonuclease P RNA binding; ribonuclease P activity. Bases 1 to 855 code for a protein of 284 amino acids.
AUGGCUGCAGCUCCUCGAGCACCAGCGAAGGGGUCUGUGCGGAAGACAAGACCUUUAGUUGUAAAAACAUCACUGAACAACCCAUAUACAGUUGCCUGGAGCACUCUUGAGCGGGAAGAUAUGCACUUCAUAUUACAGACACUUGAAGACAGAUUUAAAAGUAUCGGGCUCCAGAAGAUUGAGGAUAAGAGGAGAAAGAAAAAACAGCUGUCUUUCAAAAAACAAAUGAGAGAAAAAUGUGACAUGGAUGUUGGUAUUAAUGAAGAUCUGAAAGAGAGAAAACCAGAUGAUAACCAAAAGGUGUCAGGGUGGACCCCCGUGGACGCCAGGCAGCAGCUUGCCAUUGGCGUUAAUGAAGUGACCAGAGCCCUGGAAAGGAAUGACCUUCUCUUAGUCCUCGUAUGUAAGUCAGUCAAGCCUGCCGUCAUCACCUCACACUUGAUUCAGUUAAGUGUAAGCAGAACUGUGCCUGCUUGCCAGGUUCCCCGUCUCAGUGAAAGAAUUGCACCUGCCAUUGGCUUAAAAUGUGUCCUAGCCUUGGGGUUUAAAAAGAAUGCCACUGACUUUGUUGAUGAAAUAAAAGCUAUAAUUCCCAGGGUACCCAGUUUAAAUGUACCAUGGCUUCCAGAAAGAAUUGAAGACUUGAGGGAAAAUCUAGAAGCCGAAUCUCUGGAAAGGGAAGACAGAGAGAUUAUGGAAACUUCAUUUGAAGACCUCUCUAAAUGUAAGAGGAAGCUAGCUGAGGGCCAGCAAGCUUCUACAGUAGCAUUACAACCCCUGAAAAUAAAGAAACUCAUUCCAAACCCUAAUAAGAUAAGGAAAUUACCUAAAAGUAAAAAAACAGCUUCCAAGUAA